Volvox carteri f. nagariensis is the source of this 822-nucleotide messenger RNA. RefSeq lists its product as uncharacterized. Lineage: Eukaryota; Viridiplantae; Chlorophyta; Chlorophyceae; Chlamydomonadales; Volvocaceae. Gene Ontology annotation, molecular function: cation binding; protein serine/threonine phosphatase activity. The transcript has 9 exons. Gene Ontology annotation, biological process: protein dephosphorylation. The record is from RefSeq and is a predicted model, not a curated record. The annotation marks the transcript as partial.
GCAGCCUACAGCGAGGACAAGGGAUGCCGGAAUACAAUGGAGGACGUGUGCGUUCUGCAAUUGGACGCGCGGCCCGAAGAACACCAACCCAACUGCAGUCUUGCCUAUUUUGGCAUCUUUGACGGGCACGGGGGUGUUUCCUGCGCGUCCUUCGCCGCACAGCACCUGCACUCGCGGGUUCUGGAUAGUGGCUUGAUUCGCAAGCCCGACGCCAAGGCGUGCAAGGCGGCUAUUGUCGAGGGUUACAAGAAGACUGAUGAAGCAUUGCUGAAGGAAUGCACAGCGAUGAAUUGGCAGGAUGGUGCUUGCGCCGUGACAGUCUGGGUCCUCCAAGGUUUGGUCCUCGUGGCAAAUGUGGGCGAUGCCAAGGUUGCCGGCAGCUCAACCAAUACCAGCACCACAGCUGGUACUGGUACUGCAGUGGACCCCAAGCCGCGGGCUAUCUUGCUGACGAAGGAGCACACGGCACUGUUAGAGCGGCAACGUAUCGAGAAGGCAGGGGGCUCGGUGGUGAAUGGGCGCCUGGCGGGCCGCAUUCAGGUGGCGAGAUCCUUUGGCGAUGCGGCGUUUAAGAAGAUGGGCUGCUCCGGCACACCGGACGUGACCGCGUUUCAGCUGACCUCUCGCGACUUGUUCCUGCUGCUGGGCUGCGACGGCUUCUGGGGCGUGUUUGGCGCCCAGGAGGCGGUGGAUGUCGUACACUCGCUGCUGAAUGAGGGGCUGGGAGCCAAGGCCGUCACCAAUCGGUUGAUCAACAUUGCCGUACGGGAGAAGCGUUGCAAAGACAACUGCAGUGUCAUGCUGGUUUGGUUCGGAACCGUG